Schizophyllum commune H4-8 is the source of this 610-nucleotide messenger RNA. RefSeq lists its product as uncharacterized. The transcript is spliced from 3 exons. NCBI's taxonomy places the organism in Eukaryota, Fungi, Basidiomycota, Agaricomycetes, Agaricales, Schizophyllaceae. The record is from RefSeq and is a predicted model, not a curated record. The coding region runs from base 129 to 548 and encodes 139 amino acids.
GCGUAGUCGCGUCUGGAGCAACGCCAGGACCUCAACUCGCUCUCGACAGCAGCGAACCUGCGGCUGCAGCGGAGGCUGCAGGCGAGGAGGAUAAAGUCGAAGAGUCGGCGUCCUAAGGGUGGGAAAACAUGCCGGCGACUGCCUUCGAGAAAGAAUCGUCAUCGUGUUUUAACGACAUCGUUCAUGUAUUUGCUUCCUUUGAUACCCUUUCAUCCUGGCGGCCUUGUACGUGUUCCCUCACCAAAUCGCAAGCAUCCGUGCUCUUGUCUGGAUCUCAAAUGUUACUACUAACCAUGUUUCAUAUUCUGACUGGCUUGUUACGCCCCACCAAUCAUUCUCUACUUCACGAUCACGUCUAUUGCCGCGAUAUACUUUACCGUCUGACCUGUUUGAUCUGGUUGACCUUCUACUCCACGCCCUUUGCUUGUCUUAUUCGGACCCUCGUAGGUUCAGUCCUUACCUACUUAAUAUGCAGUCUUGCAUGCUGGAAGUGUUAUCUCUUUUCUCGUCCGUCCACCUCAAGGCGAGGGCUCGAUCGAAGCCAAUAAAUCUCUACUGACCCCUCGAGUGGAGUAAUCGUGAGCAGGGUAUACGGGUAUGGGAACGCCCA